CUUUCUUGCUUAGCUGCUGAGCGAUUAUGUUUUAUGCAAGAUUGGAGCAAUAGUUUUAACAAAAAGGGAGAAAUGAGGUGUGAAAGGUUUGACGGAUAUUACUACGUCGUCGGCUUUGAACGGGAUGGGACGGACAACUUAAAUGGAAUAAAGAAAGCUAAGUGUUGCUUGCGAGAUCAAGCUUUCUGGAACACGCCAACACAAUGCCAAAUGCCUGACUGGAUCACCAAAAUGGAUGGGUGAGAAACAUAUUUGGUUUCACAUUUUGAAAUCCAUUUCAGAGUUUAUCUUGGCCUUUGUAGGUAAAAGUGAUUCCCUAAAAAUACAUCAGAAAAACAAGGAAACUACAUUAUGAAGCCAAGGUUAAAUAAAUAUCUUUUAUGACGUCAUAAAAGGUGGCGUUAUCUGAAUAAAAAGUGUUGCACAACAUGGAACGGCUUCAAAAUUCUGCGAAAUUCCCGCCGUGACCAAUAUAUCGAUCAAUUGAUUAAGGUGAUUCCACCGAAUUGCAUUGCGCAUCCUUGCUGCGCACGAUUUUCGAGGCAUUAGCGUGCGCGAACGAGCGCGUGCAUAUACGCAACAUUAAUUUCCUUCAAGCUAAGCUCGACGGCGAAAUAUAUAUUCCUUUUCCCCAAAAAAGGCACAGUCACAUUCACUAGUUAAUGCAUCAAUUUAAUGACAUAUGGUUGAGUACGAUUUGUCGCGAUUUACGGCAAAGUUUAAAAUUCUGGUUUGUGGUAUUUUUAUUUGAAUUCUGUACAGAAUUUUAGGAAUUCUUAGGAAAUGCUGGUUAUGUGCGCACGCAGAGCAUUCUUCCAUUUUCCCUUUUUUCCAUUCUUCCAUUUGCUUCAUAGCUUACAGAGGUUAUAUGACUGAGAAAUUACUUCAUUGUGAUUGGCUGAGAGCAGGCCAAUUUAUCAUUAAUUUUCAACUUGCACUGCAGUGAAAAUUAACGCGCGCGCGUUCUUAAUCUUAUCAGUCUUAUUAUAAAUGAGUAAUCGUAUGAAAGUUCGAGCAACUAAGGAUUUACACAACUCGUGAUAUUUAAAAAUUCUUUCAAAUUGUAGUCGCCUAAAGGCUCGUGCAAUUUUGAGAGAAUUUUCAAAUAUCACUCGUAGUGUAAAUCCUUAAUUGGACGUACGAUUACCUACGCAAAUUAACGCUUCAUGAAAUUUACGCGAAUGUUAAAAAUUUGCGUAAUUAAAGUGGCAGUAACUUUUGUUAACGUUAAUUUCCGUGUCUUUGAUUAAGUUAAGGGUUAAUUUCCGCGACCUUAAUUUUCAUUAUUGUCGCUCCAGAUUCUCGAUACUAUGUCAUAUUACUUCGCUUAACUUAGUAACUUUAACUUAGCCAUAUUACUUAACUAUUAAGCCAUAUUAUGCCAUAUUACUUCUCGAUACUAUGCCAUAUUACUUCGCUUAUUAGUGGCCGGAUUACUUCGCUUAACCCCUACGUUUAGGGACAAUUCCACGAACACUGUCUGCAUUUCGAAUUUUUUUUUCUUGGUUUAAUAAGUCGCGUUUAUUUGCCUCAUUUACAAAUUUUAGCACCUCUUUCGCGUUAAUCUCUUUUAUUGGAAAGUAGCGUUUCCUCCAAUUGCCUUAAUUAAGACGAGCGUCUAUUUCCUAUGAGGAAAUCCUAAUUCCUUUCCAAUUUAGAUAGCUUACAAGGUAAGAUCAAAGUCUGUUUUGUUGAACGGCUUCAACUUUUUAAUGCAAGAAAUGACUUUUUUUCAGAAAUUAUGGUUCUCCUUCCUGAUGACUAGGGUUCCUAAGGAAAACCUCGGGGAUGAAAAAGUUACUACAACUGCCAUCCAUAUCGGGCAAAAAAGAGCACGGUGGACUUUUGCAAUAUUUAUAACAUAAUCACCAAGCGGCCCAAGUUUUACAAAAUUUGUAAUACUCCUUUCUUUCGAUGGACUCACCUUAAGUGAUUGGUAUUGAAGUCUUCAAUUAACUGUAUUUUAUCACUCUUGGUGCUUGGUGUUGUCAUCAGCAUUGGUGUAGCUGUUCUUUUUUUAUUUCGCCGUCCUAUUGUCAAUGUUACUGUUGUUGUUGUUGUUGUUGUUGUUGUUGUUGUUAGAGCAAUCGUUGUUAUUAUUAUUGAUAAUUAUUGAAAGGUGAUGAUGACGAUAUUGAUGGUGAUGACGAUGAUGAUGAUGAUGAUGAUGAUGACGACGAUUAUAACAGUGAUUAUUUUGUUAAAUGCUCUCUAGGACUGGAAUAAGCACAUGCCGACAAGGUUUUUAUCUCAGAGGACUGGCCCGCGGAGACAGCAGCAACGUCGGCAGCGUUGAUUGGGGCAUAUGCUGUAAAUCAUCUCAUCAUCCCUAUCGGUGGAGAGAUUGCUAUGACGAGGAUGUAAGCAACACUUUUAACAAAGCUGGUCUCAGUGAGUGCAAGGAAGAGGGAAGUUUCAUCGCUGGCUUCCAUACACAACGUUCUGGCGGCAAAUUGUCCAGCAUUAAAAAGUUUAAAUGUUGCAAAAUGGAGGAGGGUGAGUUAAGAGGUUACUCUAGUUUAAACUUACGUUAUGGUGGUAUUGAUGAAAUUUGGUACUACACAACUUACAUGUAAGUGCAGCCCCGAGACAACUAUCUCAAGUAUUCCUCCAGGCAUAUACAUGCAAGUACUGUCCUAUACCAACAGUUGUGAAAAAUUAACAUAGUCUGCUCUGGAAUGGGUUUUAGUUUCUAUUCACAAGUUUAAAUCGCUACUCAAAUGCUAUUAUAGCGGAAGUUAUUCUUCUGAUUAGCGUACUAACUUUAGAACGUCUUUUCUGGUCACGCAAAAACUAGCGUAUGGGAAAUCGCAUAUUUUGGACCCAGUUGGGCAAGGGUUCCAAGUAGUAAAUAUUUAACCAUCAAAGCUUGAAACAUCAAUUCAAAGUAAAAUUCUGCAAAAGUUACAAUUUUUGGUUUAAUUUGAUAUAAAAGGAGUUUAAGUAGCAGUAUAAAGGUCAGUUUAUGUUUUGUUUUUGUUUUGUUUUUUUUUUUGCGAUUAAGGAUUUUCUGUGAACAAUGAGAAACACAUUUGGAUCUUGUAGAAAAAGUGUACAUAUAAAACGGAAGUUCGUGGGCAAACCGCUUUUUAGAAGAGAAGAAGAAUGACUGGUGCCUUUCCUUUUUCUAGAAAUCCCCCAACUUAAGACACUAGACGAACUAAAGCAACGCGUUAUGGAUACCACAAUGGAUUACAUCGGUAAGCUGGCAAGCUAUAUGGGGUAUGCAUGGACUGGUGGUUGCUGGGCUGACAGAGCUGGCGAAGAUUUUCGAAAGAAAGGCGACACCUGGGAGUCGACAUACAGAGAGGAUCGGUGUGAACUUAAAGGAGGACCCAAGAAGGACGUUCGCUUAAAGAUUACGUACGAGAACUUUGCCUUCACAUUGAAAGAUGUGAAAUUUGGAGAGUCCAUCAAGCCCCCUAUUACCUUGGAUCAGGAAAAAGAAUUGAUGAAUUCCCCGGACAGAAGCUACAGCAAGGUCGUUACAAACAGAAAGAGUAACCUAGGUUAUUCAUCUGAAGUGCAUGUUGACAUUAGAGUAGCAAGUACCCUGAAAAAUGUCCAGCGAAGUAGCUGGGAUCAGCAUUUUGCAAUAGAAGCUGGCAUGGAGUAUGAGCCACCAACCGCAACUGGUGGGGUGGGGUUUUCCGCGAAAGCAAGUUAUAGUUACGGAUGGGGAGGAGAUCAAGAAGAAACCACCGUGAGUGACGACUGGCACAUUCUAAAGGUGGUUGAAAAGAAAGAACUUCCACCGAAAACCUUUGCUAAAUGGCAUGCAUUUAAAAAGCCCCAACAAGUGACCAUUCCCUACACAGCUACUAUCAUUCCCACAUUCUCUGUUAAACUGAAUGGCUACAUGAAAUGGGGAGAUGGUUACAACGGAGAUAAUACCAAUUUCCAUCAGGAUCAUCGCGGCUCUGGUGAUCGUGAGGAAGUCGAGCACAGCUUUGGAAGUGCCCAGAAACCUUUUUACGAAGACCUGAAAGACCAGGUCGAGCAGAACAUGCACCCCUGGCAAUGGCAUGCUAUGAAGCAAAGAUACCCAUACGCACAAUGGCACAUCGAUCGCCUGACAAAUAAAGAUUUCUAUGCAUUCACUUUGGAAGGCCAGUUUGAGGACACCACAGAAAAUGAGGUAAAGUCAUAUUGGUAUCCAUCACGAUCCAUCGACGAAAUGGAAGAUGCAAUGACGAAUUUGACUGCACAGGCCGACCAAGCGGAAAAGUUCACCGGGUUUCCACGCAUAUACCCUCCGACACCUAAGGUCAAGAUUAUUGACAACAGCAAGGAACUGGAAGUUCCUCCUGUUAAGAACUUUGACUACGAAGAUGAAGCAGAGCCUGAGCCUACCGUGUUUCCUCGCAUCCAUCCUCCCGCACCCAAGGUUAAACCCAUCGACAACAGUAAAGAGAUGAAGCCUCUUCCUGUUGAACAAAAAGACGAGCAAGACCAUAACUGA
This is a messenger RNA of Porites lobata, 4462 nucleotides long. The record is from the annotation of a GenBank genome assembly. Lineage: Eukaryota; Metazoa; Cnidaria; Anthozoa; Scleractinia; Poritidae.